AUAAAAUAACAGUCGACAACAAGCUAGCUCGCGGCAAUGAUGGCGAUAAUCAUGAGUCCAUCAGCUUUGAUAUCAUUGCUCGUUAUUUGUGGAUUAAGUAUUUGUGUCAAAUCAUCACCAAUUGUAGAAAUAAAAAAUGGAUUGCUCGAGGGAACAACAAUGCAAUCAAGAUAUGGAAGAGAAUUUUAUUCUUUUCAAGGUAUACCAUAUGCAAUUCCUCCACUUGGUAAAUUACGAUUUGAGCCACCACAACCAGCUGUUUCUUGGACUGGAAUACGUAAAUCAAUAAAUGUGCCUCCAAAGUGUACACAAAAAGAUGUAUUUACAAAUCAAAAAAUUGUUGAUGGACAAGAAGAUUGUCUAUACUUGAAUGUGUACACUCCUGAAUUAAAAAAUUCUGAUGAUAAAAAUUUACCUGUUAUGGUAUGGAUUCAUGGAGGUGCAUUUAUUUCAGGUCAAGGAUUUGCAUUUGGUCCUAAAUAUCUUCUUGAUCACAAUAUUGUUCUGGUUACGUUAAAUUACAGACUUGGAGCAAUUGGAUUUUUAAGUACUGGUGACAUGGUUUCACCUGGUAAUAUAGGAAUGAAAGAUCAAGUUCUUGCAUUGAAAUGGGUUCAAGAAAAUAUUGCAGCAUUUGGUGGUGAUCCAAAUAGUGUUACAAUAUUUGGUGAAAGUGCUGGUGGUGCUAGUGUUCAUUAUCACAUGUUAAGUCCACUGUCUAAAGGAUUAUUUCAUCGUGCGAUAUCUCAAAGUGGAAAUGCAUUAGCUCCAUGGGCUCUAUCAAAAUCAAAAAAAUCAACAAAUUAUGCAAAACGUUUGGCUGAGCAUUUGAAAUGUCCAACAAAAAAUUCAAUUGAAAUGAUCAAUUGUCUUAGAGAAAAAGAUGCAAAAGAAAUAGUUGAUGCAGAAGAUGCAUUUCAAAUAUUUCAUUGGGAUCCGGCAAUUCCAUUUAGACCUAUCAUUGAGCCUGAUCAUCCAGGUGCAUUCAUGAAAGAUGAUCCAAUUGCUUUGCUAAAAACUGGACAAGUUUCAGAUGUACCAUGGAUGAAUGGACUAACUUCACACGAAGGUGCACUCAAAGCAGCUGCAUUGUAUGAUAUUAAUAAUCAAAAAUUAGUUGAAACAUUUAAUAAAAAGUGGACAGAGCUUGCACCAGCCUCAUUAUUCAUUGACGAUCUUGUUUCUAAAAAAGAGCAGAUUAACAUAGUCAAGAAAAUUCGUGAAUUUUAUUUUAACGAUAGAGAUAUUGAUAUUUCGACAAAAUGGAAUUUAAUUGACAUGUAUUCAGACGCCUGGUUUAAUUCUGGAGCUGAUUUAGCAAAUAUUGCUCAUCUUGAAUCACUUUCAAGUCCUGUUUUUUAUUAUUACUUUAAUUAUAAAGGCUCAUUUUCAUUUUCACAAAUAUUUGGAUCAACCAGAGACGAUUUUGGAGUAUGUCAUUGUGAUGAAUUACUCUAUCUUUUUCCAUUGGGUGAUUUUAAAAAUACAUACACUAAACAAGAUUUAAAAAUGGUCGACAUAAUAACUACACUUUGGUACAAUUUCGCUAAGACUGGAAAUCCAACACCAACAAUUACAAAUAAAUUGUCAACCAAGUGGAAGCCAAUUAGAACUACAGAUAAUGAAUAUUUACUUAUUAAAAAUCCUGAGACAAUAAAAAUGUCUAAAAAUUUAAAUCCAGAAAGAACAUUAUUCUGGAAAGAUUUACUUGAUCAUAUAGAAAAUACUCAUCAAAAUAAUAUCAAAGAAGAAUAUUUGUUAAAUAUAACAAUAUUAGAAUAUAUCAUAAUGGGUACAAAGUUUGCGGUGACUCUUUUUUUUAUUGCAAGCGGUUUGUGUUUUUUAUUCACUGUAGCAUCAUCACCACCAAUUGUAAACAUUAAAAAUGGUACAAUUGAAGGCACAGAAAUUACAACCGACAGUGGAAGAAAUAUAUUUUCAUUUCAAGGUAUUCCAUAUGCACUUCCACCAAUUGGAAAAUUACGUUUUGAGGUACCACAACCAGCUAAUGCAUGGACAAAUGUCCUUAUCGCAAAUAAAGAUGCAGAAGUAUGUAUUCAACGUGAUUUUAUAUUGAGCAGAGAUAUUAUUGGUUCAGAAAAUUGUCUUUAUCUAAAUGUUUACACUCCAAAAUUGCCGAAUUCACAAAAUCAAGAUGUUGAUGAAAAAUAUCCAGUUAUGUUUUGGAUACAUGGAGGAGCAUUUAUUCAGGGAUCAAGCGAUUCAAAUAUUUAUGGACCUGGUUAUCUUCUUGACUACAAUACUGUACUUGUUACCAUCAAUUACAGACUUGGACCAAUGGGUUUUUUAAGUACCGAAGAUACAAUUUUACCUGGUAAUUUAGGAAUGAAAGACCAAGUCCAAGCAUUGAGAUGGGUCAAUGAGAAUAUUGAUAAAUUUGGUGGUGAUCCAAAUUGUGUCACAAUAUUUGGUGAAAGUGCUGGUGGAGUUUCUACUCAUUAUCACAUGAUAAGUCCUCUUUCUAAAGGACUAUUUCAUCGAGCAAUAUCACAAAGUGGAACAAUUCAUUCUUCAUGGACAUUAUAUAGACCUGGAUCGGCAAAAAAACAUGCUAAACGUUUAGGUGAAAUGAUGAAUUGUCCAACUAAUAAUUCAGUGGAGUUUGUUGAUUGCAUGCGUAACAUUGAUGCAAAAAACAUUAUUGAAACUGAUGAUAAUUUUAAGGUUCUCGGAAUCGAUCCUUUGAUCACAUUUAAACUAUCAAUUGAGCCUGAUCAUUCAGGUGCUUUUUUAACAAAAGAACCAACUGAAUUAAUUGAAAAAGGUCAAAUAAAUGAUGUUCCUUGGUUAACUGGAUUGAAUUCUCACGAAGGUUCACUCAGAGUAAUGACUUUAUUUAGCAAUGAUGAAAGGGACUCGUUAACUAAGCUCAAUGAAAAAUGGACAAAGUAUGCACCAGUGUCUUUGACAAUUGAUGAUAGUUGUCCCGAAAAUCUUCAAGACAAAGUAACAAAUAAAAUUCGUAAAUUUUAUUUUGGCGAUGAGGAUAUUACUCGAUCAACAAAAACAGAGUUAAUAAAUAUGUAUUCCGAUGCAUGGUUUAAUGUUGGAACUUGUGAAUCAGUUAAAACUCAUUAUAAAAAAUUUUCAAGUCCAGUAUAUUUUUAUCAUUUUGCAUACAGAGGAAGAUACUCUGUCUCAAAUGUAUAUGAUAUUUUUGGAGAAUAUGGAGUUAGUCAUGCAGAUGAACUUCAAUAUUUAUUUUCAUUUAAUAUAAGAUUUUUUUUUGAUCUUAUAAAACUUCCUGUAGCCACUGAAGAUUUAAAUGUUGCUCAUUUUAUGACAAAUUUGUGGUAUAACUUUGCAAAAACUGGAAAUCCUACACCAGAAAUAACAGAAAAAAUACCAGUUAAAUGGCUACCAGUACAAAGUGAAGAACUUGAAUAUUUUGAUAUUAAAAGUUCAACAAGUUUCGAAAUGUUAAAAAAUUUUCAAAGUGAUAGAAUUGCAUUUUGGAAUAGCAUUCCUCAUCGUGCAAAUAUUGUUCCAUUUUUAAAUGAUGCCAAAGAUGAAUUAAAUAAAAUAACAAGUGAAAUGUUGUUAGUAAUAAAAUAUUUAACUAUCACAUGUUUGUGUUGUUGUAUGCAUGUGUUGGCAUCACCAAGAGUAACGAUUAAAAAUGGAACACUCCAAGGAUCAAUAAUAACAACAAGAAAUGGAAGACAAAUAUUUGCCUUUCAAGGUAUACCAUAUGCACGUCCACCAAUUGGUGAUUUACGUUUUGAGCUACCACAACCAGCUGAUUCAUGGAAAGAUGUAUAUAUUGCUCAAAAAGAUGCAGACAUUUGUGUUCAAAAAGACAUUUUUGAUAAUGGAAAAAUGAGUGGAUCAGAGGACUGUCUUUAUAUAAAUGUGUAUACUCCAAAAUUGAUGAUCGAUAAAAAUGAAAAUGAACUUUACCCAGUGAUGGUCUGGUACCAUGGUGGCGGAUUUUACUGUGGCUCUGGUUACUCAAAACUUUAUGGUCCAAAAUAUCUUCUUGAUCAUAAUGUUGUCCUGGUCACUGUAAACUACAGAUUAGGACCAUUGGGUUUUCUCAGUACUGAAGAUAUGAUACUACCUGGUAAUUUAGGAUUGAAAGAUCAAGUACAAGCAUUAAGAUGGGUCAAUGAAAAUAUUGCAGCAUUUGGUGGUGAUCCAAAUAGUGUUACAAUAUUUGGAGAAAGUGCUGGUGGUGCUAGUGCUCAUUAUCACAUGAUAAGUCCUAUGUCAAAAGGACUUUUUCAUCGUGCAAUAUCACAAAGUGGAACUAUUCAUUGUCCAUGGGCUUUACAUCAACCAGGUCAAGCCAAAGAAAAAGCUAUACGUUUAGGUAGCUUGUUAAAUUGUCCAACAACCAAUUCAAUUGAACUUGUUAAUUGUUUAAGAAAAAUAAAUGCAAUUGAUAUUAUUGAAAUGCAAGAAAAAAUGUCAAUAUGGUCAAUUGAUCCAGUCAUUCCAUUUAGACCAGUUAUUGAGCCAAAUCAUCCAAGUGCAUUUUUAAAAGAGGAUCCAAAUGAGUCAUUGGAAAAUGGAAAUAUCAAUGAUGUACCUUGGCUUACUGGAAUUAAUGCACACGAAGGUGCAAUAAGAGCUAUACAUUAUUUUCAUAAUAAUAAAAAAGAUUUUAUUUCUGAAUUAAAUGAAAAAUGGUCUGAACUUGCACCAAUGAUUUUACUCUAUGAACAUACUUGUCCAAAAAAUUUACAAGCCAAAGUAACAAGUAAAAUUCGUGAAUUUUAUUUUGGUAAUAAAAUUAUCAAUGAAAAUUCUAAAUCUGAUUUGAUAAAUAUGUAUACUGAUGGUUGGUUUGGAGUACCAGCUUCCAGAUCUAUCAAGACACAUCUUAAAAAAUUUUCUAAUCCUGUUUAUUUUUAUUAUUUUUCAUACAAAGGAAGGUACUCUGUAUCAAAUAUAUAUACUUUAUUUCAAGAUUAUGGAGUCUGUCAUGGUGAUGAACUUCAGUAUAUAUUUCCAAUUGAUAUAAAAUUUUUCUUUGAAUUAUUUGGAUUACCAAUAAGCACAGAAGAUAAUAAUAUGAUUGAUAUUAUGACUCAGCUAUGGUACAACUUUGCAAAAACUGGAAAUCCAACACCUGAUGUUACAAAGGAAAAUCCAGUAAAAUGGCUAUCAGUACAAACUGAUAAAUUAGAGUAUCUUGAAAUUAAAAAUUCAAUGGAUAUAAAAAUGUCAGAAAAUCUUAAUAAAGAAAGAAUGACAUUCUGGGAUAACACAUUGUAUCAAAUGAAUUUUAAUCAAUCCUAUGAUCACAUAGACUCUGAAGAUAUCAAAGAUGAAUUAUAAAUUAUAAUUUAUAAUGCAUAUUUAUAUAUAUUUUUUUACAUUUUAAUUUAUGUACCUAAUUGUAUUC
Aphidius gifuensis is the source of this 5371-nucleotide messenger RNA. RefSeq lists its product as uncharacterized. The record is from RefSeq and is a predicted model, not a curated record. Bases 37 to 5304 code for a protein of 1755 amino acids. The transcript is spliced from 21 exons. NCBI's taxonomy places the organism in Eukaryota, Metazoa, Arthropoda, Insecta, Hymenoptera, Braconidae.